This is a messenger RNA of Ichthyophthirius multifiliis, 932 nucleotides long. RefSeq names its product kinesin motor domain protein. The record is from RefSeq and is a predicted model, not a curated record. Gene Ontology annotation, biological process: microtubule-based movement; mitotic spindle organization. The transcript is spliced from 6 exons. Gene Ontology annotation, molecular function: microtubule motor activity; microtubule binding; ATP binding. NCBI's taxonomy places the organism in Eukaryota, Ciliophora, Oligohymenophorea, Hymenostomatida.
AAGAAAUCAAAAUAUUAUAUAAUAAAAUGAAUAAAAAAAACUAAUAAGAAUCAACAAAUAUAAGGGUUGUCUGUAGAUGUAGACCUUUAAACAAAUUAGAAAUAGAAUAAGGUGGUGAAUGUUGUGUGAAUAUUAUUAAUGAGUAAAAUAUUUAAGUUUCUGUUGUUGGUGAAGAUAAACCUCAUGAAUUUUGUUUUGAUAGAGUAUUUGCUUAAAAUACGCAAUAAAUUUAAGUAUUUAAUGAAGUUGCAGUCCCUAUAUUAGAAAGUGUUAUGAAUGGUUAUAAUGGAACUAUAUUUGCCUAUGGUCAAACUUCUUCAGGAAAAACGCAUACAAUGGAAGGAAAAUAUGAUGAUCCUGAAUUAAAAGGUUUAAUUCCUAGAAUGAUGGAAAGAAUCUUUGAAAUGAUCGCUGAAGCUUCACAAUAAAUUGAAUUUACAAUAAAGGCAACAUUUUUAGAAAUAUAUAAUGAGAAAAUCCACGACCUACUCGACCCAACGAAAUCUAACUUAGCCAUAAAAGAAGAUAAAAUAAAAGGAAUAUAUGUAUAAGAUGCAACUGAAGCUUUUGUUUUAAAAACACAUGAUUUAAUGAAAGUAAUGAAAUAAGGAGCUGAAAAUCGUUCUGUAGCCGCAACUCGUAUGAAUGAGAACUCUUCAAGAUCCCAUUCUAUUUUUUUAAUGACUUUAAUUUAAAAAAAUACAGAAAGUGAUACUACAAAGUCAAGUAAAUUGUAUUUUGUAGAUUUAGCUGGGAGCGAAAAAAUAUCGAAAACUAAUGUUUCGGGUUAAUAAUUGGAAGAGGCAAAAAAUAUUAAUAAGAGCUUAACUAGUUUAGGUAUUGUAAUUAAUGCAUUAACUUCAGAAAAAAAGAUGUACACUAAGGUUUGGGUAUAGGGCGAAGAGUAUUAAAAAUUAAGCGAAAGUUAAUGA